Molecule: messenger RNA, 2080 nt
Organism: Erigeron canadensis
Lineage: Eukaryota; Viridiplantae; Streptophyta; Magnoliopsida; Asterales; Asteraceae
Product: SNF1-related protein kinase catalytic subunit alpha KIN10-like
Exons: 11
Coding region: 97-1620 (507 amino acids)
Biological process (GO): intracellular signal transduction; protein phosphorylation
Molecular function (GO): ATP binding; protein serine/threonine kinase activity
Source: RefSeq, a predicted model, not a curated record
UCCCUCUGCAAUUAUAUUCCUCUCCUUUCCUUCAUACACUCAUCAGCUUCUUAUUUCAUUUCCCCCCUUUUCCAACCAAAACCAAAAGGGUACAAUAUGGAUGGAUCAGGACAUGGUGGGAGCAGUGUGGACAUGUUCUUAAGGAACUAUAAGCUUGGGAAGACUCUUGGCAUUGGUUCAUUUGGAAAGGUGAAAAUUGCAGAGCAUGUUUUGACUGGUCACAAAGUUGCUAUAAAGAUCCUCAAUCGCCGCAAAAUAAAAAACAUGGACAUGGAAGAAAAAGUUAGAAGAGAGAUCAAGAUAUUAAGAUUGUUUAUGCAUCCUCAUAUUAUCCGGCUUUAUGAGGUUAUAGAGACACCAUCGGAUAUAUAUGUUGUUAUGGAGUACGUUAAAUCUGGUGAGCUGUUUGAUUACAUUGUGGAGAAGGGUAGAUUGCAGGAGGAUGAGGGACGAAAUUUUUUUCAGCAGAUAAUCUCUGGUGUGGAGUAUUGCCACAGGAACAUGGUAGUUCACAGAGAUCUUAAACCUGAGAACCUGCUUUUAGAUUCCAAGGGCAAUGUCAAAAUUGCUGACUUUGGUCUCAGCAAUAUCAUGCGUGAUGGUCAUUUCCUGAAAACAAGCUGUGGAAGUCCUAAUUAUGCUGCCCCAGAGGUCAUAUCUGGGAAGCUCUAUGCAGGACCUGAGGUUGAUGUGUGGAGCUGUGGUGUUAUCUUGUAUGCCCUUCUCUGUGGUACUCUUCCUUUUGAUGAUGAAAAUAUUCCGAACCUCUUCAAAAAAAUUAAGGGUGGAAUAUAUACCCUUCCGAGCCACUUAUCACCUGGGGCAAGAGAUCUAAUCCCAAGGAUGCUUGUGGUUGAUCCCAUGAAGCGAAUAACGAUUCCUGAGAUUCGUAUACACCCGUGGUUCCAGCUUCAUCUUCCACGCUAUUUGGCUGUUCCUCCACCUGAUUCUGUGCAGCAAGCAAAAAAGAUGGAUGAAGAUAUACUUUUAGAGGUCGUUAAGAUGGGGUUUGACAGGGACACGCUCGUUGAGUCGCUUCGCAACCGCGUUCAAAAUGAGGGUACUGUGGCAUAUUACUUGUUACUAGACAACAGGUUUCGUAACUCAAGUGGCUAUCUUGGAGCUGAAUUCCAGAAACCUAUGGAUGGAUUCCACCGCAUGAGUUCGAAUGAGGCCACUGCUUCGACGAUGCUGCAGCGCCCUACUACAUUAAUGGAUUAUCAUGGAAUAAAUGUUAGAAGCCAAGUUGAGAGGAAGUGGGCUCUUGGGCUGCAGUCUCGAGCCCAUCCUCGUGAGAUAAUGACGGAAGUCCUGAAAGCUUUGCAAGAGCUGAAUGUGUGCUGGAAAAAGAUAGGCCACUACAAUAUGAAAUGCAGGUGGGUUCCUGGCAAUCAUGAAGGCAUGAUGAAUGACUCUAUGCAGAGUAACCAUUACUUUGGAGAUGAGUUGACCAUUGUAGCCGACGGUGCCCUAACCUCCCCCAAUGUGGUCAAAUUUGAAGUCCAGCUUUACAAAACACGGGAAGACAAGUAUCUGCUUGAUCUACAGAGGAUCCAGGGACCUCAAUUUCUCUUCUUGGACCUUUGUGCUGCAUUUCUUGCUCAGCUUCGUGUCCUCUAGAAGACUAGUGACUAAGCAUAAUAGCCUAAUUUUGGAGACCAGCUUUCUCCUUGAAUCCAUUUGUACUGGACUGCUUGCGAAGAAAAGCGAUGCUGUUGUAAAUACCAUGUCUUCUUUCGAUUAGGGUACUAUGUGCAUCUCAGCUUCUAUCUGUAUGCGACUCUUGUGAGCCAAUAUUUUUUCUGACUCACUACGAGUCCAGGCUCUGCCUCGGUUUCUUAAAAUAGCAACUUUACUUUGCUGACAUUUUUAUGCAUGGUGAUGUCUGUACAAUUAUCCUCGCUUGAACCUAUGAAGUAUGAACGCAAUUGCAAUAGCCAUAUGUACAUUCUUUGGCUCUCCUGUUCGAUGCCAAGGUUCACAUUGUCGUUGAUGGCUUAGACUAUAGAUGGUUAUUGAUGGUGUAUGAUGCCUUUUCUAGUCUUUAUUCAUACCAUCAGGAUCUGUCAUUUAAUCUUCA